Messenger RNA from Musca domestica (house fly), 693 nucleotides. RefSeq names its product homeobox protein 10-like. Bases 1 to 693 code for a protein of 230 amino acids. The record is from RefSeq and is a predicted model, not a curated record. The transcript has a single exon. Lineage: Eukaryota; Metazoa; Arthropoda; Insecta; Diptera; Muscidae.
AUGCUCUCAUACGUCAUACCUGCUCCCCAGGAAACAUCGGCUGCGAAUGGCCGUUCGUCGAACCGAACUGAAGGCGAUGCAGAGAAUGGUGGUGGUAGUAUAACCAACAGGGAACCAGUGCCUUCUCCACCUCGUUCUAGCCUAAGUCUCAGACUCAACUCCCAAUACAUGGCCGGAACAGAGUCCCACACAACAGAGGUGGAUGCCCUGCUGGCGAAUGUGAAUGUGGCAUCUGGCCAUGAGUUCUGUGACGACGAGCGCACCCAUUUACUGAACGACACAAACCACACAUCAUCUCCGGUACGGGUGAAGCGUCAGAACAGUAAUGGCAGCAACAACAAUAACUCUUUUAGUUUGAACAACAAUGCCAAUAACACCAGCAGCAAUACCGACGUCACCACUAACAAUAGAAGAUGUAGUGGCGAUGGUGGAGGAGGUGGCGGUGGCGGUGGAGUAAAUGUGGCGGGCAACAAUUGUGGCGACGAUGUUGUCAAUGUUAAUGUUCGCAGCUCCGUAGAGGGAACAUCUUCGGAUGAUGGUCCAGAUUCCCACCACACCACUGUUACCCAUACUACUGAAAAGCCACCUGCACAGCAAGAUGAAUCCCAGAAUCCCCGCCAGCAAUCGAUGACAACUAAGAAGCCCAAACUAAGCAAAUUGGGUUCGAACAAAACAGUCGGACUAAAAAGGUAA